Messenger RNA from Aedes aegypti (yellow fever mosquito), 1911 nucleotides. RefSeq names its product probable maleylacetoacetate isomerase 2. Gene Ontology annotation, biological process: glutathione metabolic process; L-phenylalanine catabolic process. The record is from RefSeq and is a predicted model, not a curated record. The coding region runs from base 484 to 1143 and encodes 219 amino acids. The transcript has 4 exons. Gene Ontology annotation, molecular function: glutathione transferase activity; maleylacetoacetate isomerase activity. Lineage: Eukaryota; Metazoa; Arthropoda; Insecta; Diptera; Culicidae. Gene Ontology annotation, cellular component: mitochondrion; cytoplasm.
GACAUUUACACACCCCUCGCUUGACAGCUAAUUGUUUAUUUUUCCACGCGCGUGCGUGUAUUCUACCAGUGCUGCCAUCGCCCCUUUCUCUGCCAGCCGCAACCAAACGAAAGCGAAAGCGUAAACAAAUGCCAGUUAGUCAUACGCGAAAACCCGACGACCCUACACUUUUCUCAUCUCCGUCGCACGUCCCGAUCCUUCUUUGUACACAUUUCACUUUGCCCUGUCAUUUCUGCCAUUUUCCUCACCACCGACAAUUCCGUUUAGUAACAGUUACAAUCCUGAUUUGUCUGUGUUUCACGUCCCUUUGAUUAGUUAGUUACCUUUCUGGGCAACUGAACAGUAUUCUAACAGUGCUUUCAAGCCGGCGACACGACAAUCCAAGCAAGCCAAUCGACGACCAUCAUCGGGACUCCAUCUUUUCCUUUCCUCACGGUGGAACGAUACGGCAGCAAAAUUAAUUACUCAAAGUUUCACAAUGCGAUGUCGCUUUCGGCGAUGUCGAAGCCGAUACUGUACUCGUACUGGCGCAGUUCCUGCUCGUGGCGGGUGCGGAUAGCGCUCAAUCUGAAGGAGAUUCCCUACGACAUCAAACCGAUCAGUUUGAUCAAAUCGGGCGGCGAGCAGCACUGCAACGAGUACCGCGAGGUGAACCCGAUGGAGCAGGUACCGGCGCUGCAGAUCGAUGGCCAUACACUGGUGGAAUCGUUGGCGAUCAUGCACUACCUGGAAGAGACGCGUCCCCAGCGUCCUCUUCUGCCGCAGGACGUCCUGAAGCGUGCCAAGGUUCGGGAGAUAUGCGAGGUCAUCGCCUCCGGCGUCCAACCACUUCAGAACCUGAUCGUGCUGAUCCACGUCGGCGAGGAGAAGAAGAAGGAAUGGGCCCAGCAUUGGAUCACCCGAGGAUUCCGCGCCAUCGAGAAACUGCUCUCGACCUCGGCCGGGAAGUUCUGCGUCGGUGACGAGAUCACCCUGGCCGAUUGCUGCUUGGUACCGCAGGUGUUCAACGCUCGCCGCUUCCACGUGGAUCUACGCCCGUAUCCGAUCAUCCUCCGCAUCGAUCGGGAGCUGGAAGGACAUCCGGCAUUCCGCGCGGCACAUCCCUCCAAUCAACCGGACUGUCCACCGGAAGCGGCCAAGUAGACCAAGUGCUCCACCAGAUGCCAAUCGAAGUUUCGCCUGGAUCUCGCGAGGGAGUUCCACCGUAGAAUUGUUUAGUCGCAAGUUCAAAUCGAUGUAUACCAGAAGAGACUUACCGUUCGCAGAAAUUUACCUAUGUACAAUGCUGAAGUAUUUACACUCUAGUUAAAGCUUACAUAAACCUAAAUCUAGCACAAACAGUAACUUAACUGACUACCACUACACACACACAAACUAGACAAAGCACGGGAAUCCCGGGACGAGGGUGUCCCGAACCCUUUCAAAAAGGGGACGGACACCACAGCAAACGAUGGCGAUCGAUUUUACCCAUUUAUUUUUCUCAAUCUUUUACUUAACCAAGAUGUAUCCAAUCGUAAUCGAUCAUCUAUAAAAACGUACGAUUUUAUUGCACCCUUAUUAUCUACUCUAUUACGAUUACCAUUAUAUCGAAGCUUUCAAAAAGGAUUAUAGCGAUCAAAAGCGAUUUAUAUGACUAUUUGUAUUUGUGUCUAGUUAUUAUUCCCAAAACAUAAGUAUAUCUACGAUUGUGUUCUUUGUGCUUGUGCUAAAUUUUGGAACUUCGCACAACGCGUGGUGACGGCUUUCAAACUAUGUAACGACUAAGUUUUGAUGUUGCUUUCUCUAGCCUUUUUGUUUUCGCGUCUAUGUAUAACCUACCAACCGUGAAUUACAUUCCAAUUGUGUCAUUGUGCUUUUUAUUUGAACGCGGGGAAAGGUGGCAAACAAAUAUAUAUAUUGAAAUCGACAAGA